This is a messenger RNA of Aureobasidium musti, 2100 nucleotides long. The record is from the annotation of a GenBank genome assembly. NCBI's taxonomy places the organism in Eukaryota, Fungi, Ascomycota, Dothideomycetes, Dothideales, Saccotheciaceae.
AUGGGUCAGGCUGCCUCCUCUGCGAGACCUUCGCCGCAUACAGAUGGCCAAACAUCUCGCCGCGAGUCCUUCUGGCGUCGCUCAUUGCCUCCUUCCUCGGUCCUGGCCUCCGACAAUGACUACGACGACCAUGCCACCCACCCACAUUCUUCGUCCUCUCCAAGCACACGCCCACGGCCACGUGCUGCUCGCUCGAACCGGCUUUCCCAGAUGCUACGCUCUUCAAACCCUAGUGAUGACCAGGAACUACACUCUGGCCUCCAACGACCUUCGCGCUUACAGCGUGCUCGUACUUCGCUACACAACUUCGGUUCUCGCCAUUCUCCCUUUUCGCGCCCCGCGCAAAUGUCUCGCUCACGGACAGAUGACUUUGGCUAUGCCUAUCCUCAUGUCGAACUCAACUUUGACAACUUCGAGCUCAACCUCGACCUCGCUACUUCGAAUCCAGACUCACACACCCCGUCGUCACGUUCCAGUUUUCGUCUUCCAACCUCUCUCUCCGAACGCCUGUCUGCUCUUCGCUCUGAGAGAUCAACACGAAGUCCUGCCUUGACUCCUCCAAGGCUUAUGCCUGAUGACACAUCUGAAUCUCAGCCUACAUCAGCGAACGACCCAUCCCAAGCUUGGACAUCUGCUACUGCUGCUGCGUCACAAGAAUCCUCUCCGUUAGGUGCUACAGCUACGAGGUCAAGAACAGAAGGAGAAGGACAAAUAAGAGAAGACAACACGGCUUUGAUAUCUCGCAUCUUGUCAGUUGCGGCUGCAACCACGGCCGCCACUCUUCUCGAUGGUGACCAGGAAGCAAUCGCAGAAGCUCAUAGCGUGAGCGGCGACGGUACUUUCAGCAACUUUCUCCAGUCUUUGGAAAGUGGUCGUUUGGCAUCAGCUCUCAGACAAGGAGGUCAGACCUCGGCCAAUGCGCCCCUCAACUUUUUUCGAAUGUUUCGCUUCGGUUCAGCAAGAGAUGCUUCUAGAGAUGCCAAUGACUCGUCAUCUACUCAGUCCACUGGUACUGACGGACGCAUGGUUCCCGUCAUCAUCGUCGGCAUCCGCUCUGUAAAUCAGACGAGUACGAAUGGUGCUCAAGACGCCGCCAUGCCGCCUUUUCUGGAUGCCUUGUCUGCUCUGCCAAGGUCGCCCUUGAAUGGUGAAAACGACAGUAUCGACCACAUCCUGGAUCCGACACCGACACAUCGCUUUAGUCAUCGUCGGCGGGCUUCCAUGGGCGGUCAGUCCAACUUCCCAGCUGCAUAUGAUGCUCAACGCCACUCGUCCAUCCCUGAUCGUACACGAUCGCGCUCCAUAAACACUUCUCGGCCACCUUUGAGCCCUACUCUUUCACGCGUUGGUUCGGCCAGUUCUGCUAUACCGCCCCAACGCCCUACGUCUAGCCGUUCGAAUUCUAAUUACUCUGACCGCCGUGAGAGCAUCAUCAGAACCACAACGACAACGACAACCCUCGAAACCACGGCAGAGAAUGCCCCACUCAGACCUCGACCACAUCGACCACGCCGACUGAGCGAGUCUGAUUAUGGUCAUCGUGGUUAUUCUUCUCGGCGUAAUGGCUUUGUUGAGCCUGAUAAUGCACCAGGCGAAAACACCCGUAGUUGGAUAAUCUAUGUUCUCGGUGGUAGUUACCCCGAGAACCACCCCAAUAUCACUACACCCAGUCUUUAUACCGAUUCGCCCACUUACGAAGACAUGAUGCUCCUCUCAGCCCUUUUGGGCCCUGCCAAGCCCCCUGUGGCCAGCGAGCAAGAUGUUGCCGAUGCCCCAGGUAUCUUUAAGAUCCAGAGUACCGAGGAUUCUCUUGUUGCUGUUGCACUUGAAGGUGAUGACAGGAUCACCUUGACCUCUGAGCAAAGGUGUCUCGUAUGUCUCUGUGAUUUCGAGCACGACGAAGAGGCAAGACGCCUUGUCAAAUGCAAUCAUCUUUUCCACAAGGAGUGUAUCGACCAGUGGCUCACCAAAGGUCGAAAUUCUUGUCCACUUUGUAGAGGCCAAGGCGUUGAUGAGAAGGAGAAGCCCUCUACCGAGGACACACCAUCAAGUCCUCCAAUUGAGGUUUCCACUUCAGACAUUCCCGUCACCCUCCAAUAA